UGCUAAUUUCUCCUUUCUCUGUCCAGGCUAGGGUUUUUUGAGGCCGCCGUCAUCUUCCAAAUUUUCGAGAUUACUCGUGGAACUCCAUCGAUUUUGUCGUCGCCAGCACUGGUUUGGGCACCGGCUGCGCAAAAAUGCUUACUUAGUUUGCUGCUGAGCAGUCUCGUUUUACAUCGAGCCGGAACUCAGCUGAGGAAUCUGACAGUUUUUGGUAUCAGAAUGGAGGCUGCCGCUGGCCGCAGCGGAUCGCUUCCCUUGCCUUCCUCCCACCCUCCACCGAGGAAGGAAUGGCGUGUCAUCUCAGAGCCUUUCCGGAAAAAUGGAGGCGAGGAGUUGGAGAAUUUUAAAUUGGUGCAGACGGAUGAGAGGACGAUAUAUGAGGUGCAGGAGGGAACCGGAUCUGUUAACAUAGAUCUCAGCACGAUCUCCAACAAUGGAGAGGGUUCGAAAGAAGACAGUUUACAGCUUAGAAUUCAAGAGAUAACGAGGCAGAGGGAGGAUCUGCAACAUUUGGAGAUUGAACUGAGGGCGCAAGUUAUUGCGAGGGCUGAGGUAUUGGAGAUGCAUAACAGUUACGGGUCUCAGCUCAAGGAGCACAUAGAUGCCGCUGCAAAGCUUAAGGAGCAACUACAAGAAAGAGAACAAGAAAUACGUGAAUUAGAGUUGAAUUUGGAAGAGAAGAAUAGAGAAUUACAUGCAGUUAAGAUAGACAAUGAAGCGGUUUGGGCAAAAGAGGAUCUCUUCAGAGAACAAAACAAAGAGCUGGCCACCUUCAGAAGGGAGCGUGAUAACUCAGAGUCUGAAAGAGCCCAACUUCUUAAAAAAAUUCAUGGUUUCCAAGAGCAUAUUCAAGACAAAGAGAGUCAAUUUCUUGCAUUAGAAGAGCAGUACAGAGUUGCUCAAGAAACAAUCCUCUACAAGGAUGAGCAGUUAAGGGAGGUGCAAGCAUGGAUGACACGUUUCCAGGAGGUGGAUGUUUUGCAAUCAACAACAAACAGGUCCUUGCAAGCUGAACUACGUGAACGGACCGAACAGUUUAAUCAAUAUUGGAUUGUUUUGCAACAACAAUUUGUGGAGAUGGAACGUCACCAUCUGCAAACUAUACAACAACUUCAUUUGGAGCUAGCCGAGUUAAGAGGGAGGCAUGGAGUAUACCAAGAUAGCUCCCAGAUUGUUCGUGAAAACCAAGCUGAUUCGUCAUUGUAUCUUCAAAACGAAGGGAACCAGGUGAAUGCCAAUGAGGGUCCUGUGCUAAACAAUAGCUUAACUUUUGUCUCUGAUGGAAAACUUCCAGAUUCCAGUUCUUCUAGCAAAAUUGAACAUGUCCCUGUUCAUCCUCCUGUACUUGGGAUGGGCGCCUUUACUCCUGUCGGUCAGAUGACUGCUUUACAUCCUUUUGUUAUGCACCAACAUGGACUUCCAGAAUCCGUAUCAUCUACAAAUUCUAUUAUUCUUCAAUCUCAUCCAGAAAAUCUUCAAUCAAUGUCUGUAAUUCCAGUCCACCAUUGGCAGGAGCAGCAGGUAGUUCGAGAAGUUUCUCAAGUUCCGAAUCAAGACAAAUACCAUCCGUUGCAAUUGGAGCAUAAUCUUCUUAGAUCUCAUUCUCAUAAUAGCCAUGAGCUUUCUGCUACAGAGAAUGUACUUCAUCUAGAAUAUCUUAGCUCUCCAAUGAGUCAAACACAGAGGUCCGGUUCUGAAACAUUUGUGUCAACUGAACAAAUGAAGGUCCCCGAAUCUACUGAUAAAGCUCAUCAUGUUUCCCAAGAAAGGCAGCAGGCAACACCAAACAAGAAUUGUAAAUUUAAUGCUCCAUUAUUUGAACCAACUGAGCAGACAAGUAAACAAGAGACCGUAGACUCAGCAACUAAUGGACCGCAUCGGCAAGUUUUGGAAUUAGCUUCCAUUGCGCCUGAAAGUGCUGCUCAAAUUCAUGGCAUUAAUGCCAGCAGUGCUGAAGAAUGCGCUGAGGAUAACCUUAUUAUUCCUGCACCUUCUGCUCCUGUUAUUGGAGCAUCAAGCUCAAUGUCCACAAAUACGGCAAAAGAGCCCGUUCUUCUAGAUGAACGAGCACUUUUGGCUUGCAUUGUUCGGGCAAUUCCAGCUGGUUCUGAUGGUCAAAUCAAAAUUAGCACCACCUUGCCAAAUAGGCUUGGAAAAAUGAUUGCACCUCUUCACUGGCAUGAUUACAAGAAACACUAUGGAAAGCUUGAUGAUUUCGUGUCUCGUCAUCCAGAAUUGUUUGUAAUUGAAGGAGACUAUAUUCAUCUCUGUGAAGGAGCUCAAGAAAUUAUUUCAGCUACUGCAGCUGUUGCAAAACUUGCAGCGGUUGCUGCAUCAACUCCUCCUUAUUCUUCACUAUUACCUUCAGUUGCUGUCACCCCAAUUUCUCAGAGCAAUCGCAAUAAAAAAGUUGUUAAUUCUGCUUCAUUCUUAAAAGAUGUUACUGUGAACAAUACUGGAAAUUUAUCUGAUAAAAGCUCUCAGGUUUUAAAAACACAUGCUCAACAACAAAAUGGCGUCAGCAUUAAUAUUGUUCAAGGAGUGGCAGAUAUAACUCUCUCUAGCAGAAAAAUUUCUGGUGAAAAUAGCGGUUUGAUUUCUACGAUAUCUGAUCAGUUUAAUCGAAGCGAUCUUGCAGGAAAUGGUUCGAACAAUGCAUCAACGAAUGGAAAAGUUGUGUUUGUAGGAAAGAAACCAGGAAGGGCCUCUGGGGUCAGGGUGAUCUCAAGAAGAUAGUGACACCUCUCGUGUAUUAGAUGGUUUUGGAACCCCUCAAGUGAGCGUGGGAUAGUUUAUUGUUCGGUUCGUUUUCAAGUAUGAAAGCUUAAUCUGAUAAGAUGACAUUAGGGAGAAAAGUUCAUAUAAAUUAUGAUUUAUUCAUUUAUGUACUCUGUAAAAUAUUAAAAUCUUGCCAUAACUUAGCUGACCCUAAGCCAAAUUUUCAGCACUC
Molecule: messenger RNA, 2950 nt
Organism: Phalaenopsis equestris
Lineage: Eukaryota; Viridiplantae; Streptophyta; Magnoliopsida; Asparagales; Orchidaceae
Product: kinectin
Exons: 16
Coding region: 220-2736 (838 amino acids)
Source: RefSeq, a predicted model, not a curated record